Molecule: messenger RNA, 580 nt
Organism: Somion occarium
Lineage: Eukaryota; Fungi; Basidiomycota; Agaricomycetes; Polyporales; Cerrenaceae
Source: the annotation of a GenBank genome assembly
GCCGCGAUCGCCGGAUUUAGGGCCACUUGAAUCUCUUCCUUCACUUCCACCACUUGCAUUUCGACUUAUGGCGAAGGUUCCUCGAAAUUUCCGUUUGCUGGAGGAGCUCGAGAAGGGGGAGAAGGGCAUUGGCGAUGGCUCUUGCUCGUAUGGUCUUGAGGACGGAGACGACAUUAUGAUGAGCGAUUGGAACGGCACGAUCAUUGGUCCAGGACAUACCGUGCACGAGAACCGAAUCUACAGUCUGAAGAUUGUUUGUGGCGAAGAUUAUCCUGACAGGCCACCGACCAUUCAGUUUAUAUCGCGAGUGAAUCUGCCAUUUGUGAACCCAGUAGAUGGCAAGGUUGAUGCCACAAAGCUUCCUGUACUGGCGCACUGGAACAGGAAUAGCAGUAUCGAGACGGUUCUCGUGGAAAUUCGCAGGGAGAUGGCUUCGUUCAAUAACCGAAAGCUUCCUCAGCCGCCAGAAGGCAGGAAUAGAACAAGGAUGAAGGACACACAUUGACUCGUCGACACUGAAACCUCGAAUCCAAUGGAUCUCGCAAGGACUGAUCGACAUGGACAACCUCACGAUGAUCUU